AUGUUCAAGUUAAAAGGAUUCAGUAUUUUAAUUUUAUGGAUUUUAAUGUUUUUAGUUGAUUCAAAGCCCAUAGGAAUUUGUAAGACAUAUUUUUCAAUAAUUGGUAUUGAAGGAAAUUCAUUGAAUGGCCAAGCAUUAUGUAGUCGAACAGAAAUUCCUUUUGUUUACUUUGUUCUCAAAUGUAACGACAGUAACAGUUUAAAAUGUGCCAAAAAUGUCCAAUGGUCAGCAUUAAGCGUUUGUGAUAAAGCCAAUGUUCAUCACGAGGAGAUUCCAGUUACUACGGCUUUAAAUACAAUAGAUACAAGCGAGUUAUCCAUGGAAUUAUCUUUAUUCAUUCAAACUGAAGAUGAAGUACGAUCAGUUGAUGAAUUUACUAUCAACACAAAAGUUGACCCAAAUGAUGAGAAUCUGAAAACAUUUGUAGAUUCUGUUGGUAAACUUCACAAAACACAGCUAGAAGUAGAAUUCCAUCGAGUGUGUAGUUUACCAGAUAAACUUAAAAGCCCACGUCAAGUAAUAUCUUAUCUAUUACGGAACCAUCCGAAAAGAAGACGAAAACGAGCAGCUGCUACUUUGGAGUACGCCGAUCCAGGUCUGUCGGAGUUACAACCAAGUGUAUCGUCAAAUAAUGGAAAUCCGUAUCUCAGAGAUCCCUUUCCAUUAUCAAAGACUGAUACGGAAGUAGGUGUUGGACAGAUCAACAAUGUACUGCCUUACCAAAGGCAGACAACCACUGAAGAACCUUACAAACAAUUCUGGAGCAAGAUAGCGAAGUUUAGUCAAGUAAAUACCACAACUGAUUCUGCCCCAUCUAUAACAAUUGGUCUCAGGAAUCCCUAUGUAACACCAGCUAAGACAUUAACUCCAUACCCAGGAUCCUCGAAGAGUACAUCUGCAUUAAAUGAGCUUUUGUCAAGAGAUAAAAUAUUCUCUGAUGUUGUUAAUCAGGAUACCUUUACAGUACCAUCGACUUCAUCAAAUCCCAGAGUAACAGCAAGAUUCAUUACUAGACCAGCUGUAACAGUACCAUCAACAACUUCACCAUCAUCUUCUUCUAGUAUGUCCCGACUAUUAAGUAGCACAUCAGCUACUACUACGUCAAUAACGACUGCGAGAAAAACACCAACACCACAAACAUCACCCACAACAUCACCAACAUCAACAACAUCAACAACAAGUCAGACAUUCACAACACCAUCAACUACCUCAACCACAACCAUUUCUAGCCCUUCUACAACACUUGAAUUACCAACAAGUUCGAAGUCAAUAAAACCCCAAACACCAAUUCCAACAUUAACAACAACAACAACAACAAAAACAACACCGCCACCACCAACAACAACAACAGCAACAACGGAGAAACAACAGUCAGCGUUAUCAACCAGAGUUCAGAACACAGUAACAACUUCACCAACAACUACCAGUGUACCCAGAACGACUAAGCAAACAACUGAGAUGGUUACAACAAAACAACCAACGUUAAAACCGAUGGUUGAUGAUGUAACAGAGAUAUCAACGACGAAAGAAGAGAAUACGACAGAAAACAGAAUUAGCACUGAACCAAGUAUUAAUACCCCACUACCAUCAGGUGAAACAGACACAUCAGCUAGUUCUAGUUCUUCUCGGAUGGAAGGCAGUGGAACAGAUACGAGUGGUGGGGAUGAUAAUUUCUGGCCAAUUGUAGCAGCAAUGGUAAUUGGUAUUCCAUCAGUGAUCGUAUUUGCAAUAGCUAUUACAGUUAUUCAUAAGAAGAGGUUAGGUAGAGCUCCUCGUUUUAUGUCAUCAUCUAUGUAUCCAUCGCUCUAA
Molecule: messenger RNA, 1809 nt
Organism: Lottia gigantea (owl limpet)
Lineage: Eukaryota; Metazoa; Mollusca; Gastropoda; Lottiidae
Exons: 5
Coding region: 1-1809 (602 amino acids)
Source: RefSeq, a predicted model, not a curated record